Letharia lupina is the source of this 1389-nucleotide messenger RNA. RefSeq lists its product as uncharacterized. NCBI's taxonomy places the organism in Eukaryota, Fungi, Ascomycota, Lecanoromycetes, Lecanorales, Parmeliaceae. The transcript has 6 exons. Gene Ontology annotation, biological process: carboxylic acid transport; transmembrane transport. The coding region runs from base 1 to 1389 and encodes 462 amino acids. Gene Ontology annotation, molecular function: carboxylic acid transmembrane transporter activity. The record is from RefSeq and is a predicted model, not a curated record. Gene Ontology annotation, cellular component: plasma membrane.
AUGUCAAAAGUUGACCUGUACAGCGAAUUGGGUGUAGAUGGUGAUUCCGAGACUCCAGGUGCUCCUGGAGCUGUGGUCGUGGCAAAAGACCCGGCCGCACCUUCGAAAGACGUUUCUUCGAAGCGGCAAUCAGCAUCUGACCUGUUCACCAUUUUUUGCUCCGGUUUCGCUCUCAUCAGCGAUGGAUACCAGAAUAACCUCAUGACCAUGACAAAUGUCGUGUUGAAAGCGGAGUACAAGAAGCAAUAUACCUCUGCUGUCAGCACCCGUGUAUCCAAUGCUCUGCUGGUAGGGGAGAUUAUAGGCCAACUCGUCAUUGGCCUGACAUGCGACUAUCUAGGCCGCAAAGUCGCAAUCGUAACGACGACUGCCAUGAUCGUCAUUGGCGGAAUAUUAGCCACCGCUUCCCACGGCAUCACUAUCAAUGGCAUGUUUUGGAUGAUGACGGUAUCUCGGGGAAUUGUUGGAUUUGGUACUGGAGGAGAGUAUCCUGCUUCAAGCACCUCGGCCUCCGAGGCUGCGAAUGAGUUCACGCCGAAGAAACGAGGGCCAAUCUUCAUCCUGGUGACGAAUCUUCCGCUCUCCUUCGGUGGGCCCUUGGCCGUCAGUGUCUUCCUGAUCGUUUUUUCGGCAGGUGCCAUUAAGAGAAAGGUCCCAUAUCUCUUAGUAUCGAGGUACUACUGGAAGUCUUUGAUUGGGACGUGUGGAGCAUGGUUUUUGUACGACUUUGUGACCUUUCCAAACGGAGUAUUCUCUGGUACCAUCAUUUCAAGUGUGGUGAAGAAUGGGAGCAUUCUGAAGACAGCCGAAUGGCAGCUUCUCCUUGGGAGCAUAGCCUUACCCGGUGUUCUCGUGGGGGCAUGGUUGUGUGACAGAUUGGGCCGGAAGAACACUAUGAUGCUAGGCUUUAGCGGCUAUCUGGUCUUUGGACUGAUAAUCGGGUGCGCCUAUGAUCGAAUCACCAAGAUCGUACCCCUUUUCGUGAUCUUUUAUGGUCUCAUGCUGUCUUCUGGAAACUUAGGACCUGGUGAUAUGUUAGGUUUGAUGUCUUCCGAGAGCUAUGCCACAGCAGUUCGUGGUACGUGCUAUGGCAUUUCAGCUGCGUUGGGAAAGACUGGCGCCGCUGUUGGCACGGAGGUUUUCACGCCCAUCCAAACGAAUCUUGGGAAGAAAUGGACAUUCAUAAUCGCGGCCAUCUGUGGUGUUGUCGGUGUCUUAGUAACGUUCUUCUUCAUCCCAAACCUCACUGGUGACGAUCUUGCGGUUGAAGACGAGAAAUUUAGGGCGUAUCUGGUGGCUCAUGGAUGGGACGGUGAGAUGGGCGAAGAAGACUUGAAGGCUCUGGCGGAUAAGGGAAUUCCACCGAGUAUAAUCGAAGAAGUCAAGUGA